CUGUGUGACGACACGUCCGUCUAAGAUAUUUUGUUUUUUUGUUCGGCAGUCAUAAAGGGCGCGAAGUAGUUUUGUCGUUUUUUUGCGGUAGGUGCCUCAUUUCUUCAGCUGCAGGCGACUUUUUAUAUCAUGGCAGAAGCAGCAGAACCAACUCCAGCUACAACAGAAGAAGGCAUCAACACAGAUGGUGUGGAUGGGGCAAUGCUACUUCUUCAGGGGAAACGACACUUGCUGGUGCAAGAUUAUCCCUCCGCGGUCAUCAGUCUUCAAGAUGCUUGCAAACUUCUUGCUUCAAAGUAUGGGGAAACUGCUAAUGAGUGUGGGGAGGCAUACAGGUGCUAUGGCACAGCCCUGCUAGAGCUUGCUCGACAGGAGACCGGCGUCCUGGGCAACGCGCUUGAGGAUGAAUCUCCAUCUGAAGAGGAGGAGGAGGAGGAAGAAGAUGGAGAAGAGGAUGAGGCAGAAAAGCAGGAAGCAGAAGGGAAUAAAGAAGGAGCAGCUGCUUUGGAGGCAGAAUCUAGAACCUCAGAAGAGCAAGCAGAUGUAACAGAUGUGGUGGUGGGAAAAGCAGAAGGUGGCAAAUGUGCGAAUGAAGAAACAAGUGGGGUGAAAGAAAGUGGGGAAGUGAAAGAGUCAGGAGAGGGGCAGAUGGAAGACAAGGUGGCACCAUCUGAAGAUGAAAAUGUGGAGUCUGUUGCGGUGGAAAAGAAAGAGGAUGCGGAGAAGAAGGUUAGCGAUGAGAAAAGUGAAGCAGUAGGGCAAGCAGAUGACGGCAGCGCUGAGAUAACCAAAGGUAGUGCAGAAGCCAUGGAAGUUGAUGAUCCAUCUGGUAGCGGCAAAGAGGACUCAUCAGGAGCAGAAAAGUCUGCUGAGGCAGAGGAAGACCUCGAAAAAGAAGAACCAGUGCUCAAGGAAGACCCUCACAUAUCUGCUGAACCAGGCACAUCGUCGGCUGCACCGCAGGAGAAGGUGGAUGAGGAUGAAGUUUCGAAUCUUCAGCUAGCAUGGGAAGUCCUCGAACUUGCCAAGGUCAUCUUCAAAAGGCAAGCUGCGGAGGGCAACGCCGAUGCUCUCGGAAAGGUUGCAGACAUUCUGCUCAAGCUGGGUGAAAUUAGCAUAGAGUCUGACAACUGUGAGCAGGCUGUGGAAGACUUGUCGGAGUGCUUAAACAUCCAGAGGGAGACUCUGGCAGCAGAUAGUCGGCAGCUAGCUGAAACGCAUUAUCAGCGUGGCUUGGCACACUCUUUUGCUGGACAGUACAACAAUGCUGUGGACGACUUCCGGGCAGCGGUUGGGGCACUGCAGUUACGAGUGGAGAACCUCACCAAAUUUAUUGAAGAGAACAAGUCCAAAGAACGUCAGGGAUCACUGGACGAUGAUCCAGUGUGGCGAGCAGAACGUGAGGUUGAGGAACUACAGGGUCUUCUGCCUGAAGUGAAAGCAAAAGUAGAAGACACUGAAGAUAUGAUGAGGCAGGAUUGCAAAGCCAUCAAAGAUGCUGCGAUACAGAAGAUGAUGGACCGAUCACCUGCCACAUCUCCAGUCAAAAAUGCAGGCUCGGCGGAACCGACAGUGAAUGUGAUCACACACCUUGUAAAACGAAAGAGGCCAACAGACGAAUCUGGUAAUGACUCAACUUCUUCCCCCAUCAAGAGGCAAAAAGCAGAGACUCCCACCAAGAAUGGAGAGAGCACUACAACAGCAAGCCCCACAAAUAACGAAAAACCCGUGCCCAAAAUGCAACACAUUCUGUCCUGAAGUUUGACCACGGUCCUCUGUCCUACCUGUGCGGAUUCUUGUGGCUUUGUUGCUUGUGUAUACACUAUUUGUACUAGACCCCCCGAAAAUCGUCGUACGACCGCAUUGUACAAAACGUUCAUUGUUUAUUUAAUACGUCUUUCACACACCAUUAAUAAAUUUCUUUAGCAACA
Molecule: messenger RNA, 1931 nt
Organism: Ornithodoros turicata
Lineage: Eukaryota; Metazoa; Arthropoda; Arachnida; Ixodida; Argasidae
Gene: Nasp
Product: protein HGV2-like
Exons: 12
Coding region: 130-1758 (542 amino acids)
Biological process (GO): CENP-A containing chromatin assembly; DNA replication-dependent chromatin assembly
Cellular component (GO): nucleoplasm
Molecular function (GO): histone binding
Source: RefSeq, a predicted model, not a curated record